AUGACGAACGAUAACGCUACACACAAUGACCCCUCGCAUAAGGACAUUAAUGCAGAACAUUUUGCACGUCAACAACAAAUACUUACGCAGCUACUGGAACUACAGCGGCAACAAAUGACGUUAUCUGCCGCGACAACGAAUAACGCGGCAACGGUAGCUGUACCUAAUCCAUCGGUCCCGCCCCCACCGACUUUUUCUUAUAAAGCGGAAGAAUGGGCUGAAUGGAAAUGCAGCUUCUAUCGCUACAAACGCACCAUGUUAGUCAGCUGCUCCAGUGAGCAAACGGUCGAUUAUUUCAUCGGGCAUCUGGGUACUAAAGCGGAGAAAAUUCUAAAGUCAUUUCACCUUUCGACGGAAGAUCAAAAAAACUUCGCUAUCGUUUUAGAAAGAUUCGACGCAUAUUUCGGCGAAAGGAAAAAUUUAGUCUACGAAAGGGUCAAAUUUCUUCAAAGGGUGCAAGGUUCUGAUGAACCCUGCGAUAUAUUUAUAAGCGAUCUAACCGCUAUGGCCCAAACGUGCGAGUGGGCUCAAUUAGAAGGGGAGAUGAUCAAAUUGCGAAUUAUCGCGGGUUUGGCAGAUAGUCGGUUGUCGAUCCAAUUGCAAACAAGGCCAGAUGACAACGUAGACGAGGUAAUCAAACGCGUUAGGUUGGCAGAAUCACUCCGUAAACAACAAGCCGUAAUUCGGGCAAGCGCACCAGCUCCAGCCAAUGCGCCAACUCAAAGCGUAACGGAACCGGAAGAGGUUAGCGCCAUCUACCACAGCAGAGGUGCCAUACCAAAACAGAAACCCCAUAUGCAGCGACCAAAUCCCCACGUUAGGACAGCUGACUACAAAAAUGACACCAAAUCAUGUAGAAAAUGCGGCCUCAUUCCUCGCCACGCGUUUGCGUCGUGCCCUUCGAGAAACGACACUUGUAAAAAAUGCGGCAAAAUAGGACAUUGGUCCACUAGAUGCUUAUCUAAAGUAAACAAUAGACAAAACCCAAAGAUUGCGAGCGUAGAAACGGCACCAGAUGAGGAAGACAAUUUUUUUAUGGGAUCGAUCGACACGUCAAAACCCAAAAAACCGUGGCGCGCGAUCGUUAAUGUUAACGACACAAAUCUAGAUUUUAAAUUAGAUUGCGGCGCGGACGUUACGGUGAUAAGAUGGGACGAUCUCAAAAAAUUAAACAAAACAACACUCGUAGACGCACCAAAAUCACUUAUAUCAGCCUCGGGCGAUAAAAUCCAAAUUGUAGGAACGUUUGACGCAGAUCUCCGGUAUCGGAAUCGCAAAUCUCUCGAAAAAAUUUACGUGGCAAAGAAAUUGCGCGAGAAUUUAUUGGGCCGCGACGCGUUGGAAACAUUGGGCAUGCUAUCCUGGGCAAAUGUGGCGUCGAUAGCAGAGCAAUUUCCUACUUUGUUCGAAGGCAUAGGAAACUUAGGCAAAACGUACCACAUUAAAAUUAAAGAAAACGCUGUACCUUUCGCAAUAGCGGCAGCACGACGGGUACCGUUACAUCUACGCGACGCAGUUAAAAAGCAUCUCGACAAAUUAGAGAAUGAAAGCAUCAUAAGAAAGGUCAGUGUGGCAACAAACUGGUGUGCGCCUAUGGUCGUCGUACCCAAGAAAAACAACAGCGUUCGAAUAUGCGUCGAUUAUACUAUUCUCAAUAAAUCAGUACAAUCAGAACGCAUGAUUCUACCUCAGAUAUCCGAAUCCCUGGCUCUAAUUGAAGCAGAGGCGGAAUAUUUCUCAAAGCUCGAUGCAGCAUCAGGAUUUUAUCACAUUCCUUUAGACACAAACUCUCAGUUAUUAACGACUUUUAUAACGCCAUUUGGACGCUACGCUUUUCAAAGGCUUCCGAUGGGCAUCACGUCAGCCACAGAACGCUUCCAAAGAGAGAUGAUGGAAACACUAGAAGGCCUAGAAGGCGUGGUCAACAUAGCGGACGACAUGCUAAUCUUCGGGAAAACCAAGGCAGAGCAUGACCAGCGUUUGGCCCAAGUAUUAGAGCGCUUGAAACAAAGAGGGUUAAGACUGAACAAGGAGAAGUGUGUCUUUGGAAAGAAAAAAGUGAAAUUCUUAGGUUACACGAUCUCCAAAGAAGGCGUGGGAAUCGAUGAAGACAAAGUCAAAGCCGUACUCGAGAUGCCAGCACCAAAGAAUGUCAGCGGCGUGAGACAACUGCUCGGCACAUUGCAAGUAAAUGCAAAAUUUUUACCAGAAUUGGCUAACAUAGCAAGCCCCAUAUCGCAACUUUUAUCUACAAAAUAUGAAUUUUGUUGGACAGAAAGGCAACAGGCGGCACUAGAAGCCAUAAAAAUCGCAUUAACUUCAGCACCGCCGACGCAUCGUCAUUCGGUCUUGGAGCCGUACUGGAACAAGAGCAAAAAGAUGGCACUUGGAAACCCGUCUCCUAUGCAUCACGAAAAAUGUCCGAAACGGAAUCCAGAUACGCACAGAUAG
Messenger RNA from Photinus pyralis (common eastern firefly), 2451 nucleotides. RefSeq lists its product as uncharacterized. The record is from RefSeq and is a predicted model, not a curated record. Gene Ontology annotation, biological process: proteolysis. The transcript has 2 exons. NCBI's taxonomy places the organism in Eukaryota, Metazoa, Arthropoda, Insecta, Coleoptera, Lampyridae. The coding region runs from base 1 to 2451 and encodes 816 amino acids. Gene Ontology annotation, molecular function: nucleic acid binding; zinc ion binding; aspartic-type endopeptidase activity.